AUGAAUAAUAAUACUACACAAGGAGCUAAUGGUACGGUGAAGAUGUCAUUUGCACAUUAUUCCAUUGUUGCAAGCUUUGCUAUGAUACUUAGCCUUUUUGGACUUAUUGGAAAUGGAAUCGUCUUCUGGAUUCUCGUGUUUAAGAUGAAAAGGAACAAAUACACUGUGUACAUUCUAAAUCUUGCAAUUGCAGACUUUCUCUACCUUUUCUUUGUGGCUAUCACUAUGAUAUUAAUGGUAGAUCAAAUAUUAAAUAGGAGAAGUCCAUCAAAAGAACUUCUUACAAGCUUAGAAAUCAUGUAUGACUUUGGAUAUAUCUCAGGCAUGUUAUUCCUAACAGCAAUAAGUGUAGAGAGAUGUCUGUCUGUUCUUUUCCCUAUAUGGCAUAAAUGCUACAGACCUAAACACUUAUCUACCUUUGUGUGUGGAUUACUCUGGGCAAUUGGUGCAUUUUUAUCUCUUGCUGAUAAUUUAGGCUGUCCACCAGAAUUUUUCAGCACAGGCACAAGUGAAUGCACAGCUUUACAAAUAUUUUCAACUGUACUGACAUUUGGUAUCUUAAUUCCUUUGAUGCUUUUGUCCAGUUUUAUUUUAGUCUAUGUGAUAAAAACAACAUCCCAAACAUGUAGACCCCCCAAAAUCUAUGUAGCUAUUAUACUUACUGUUUGUGUCUUCUUGAUUUCUGUUGCACCAAUAAGGUUGAUGUGGAUUUUCCUUUAUUUUAAGAUGUUGCCCAACAACUUUCAGACUCUUGCAUUUUUCUUUUCAAGCACUUAUUGUACUGUGUUUAAUAGCAGUGCAAAUCCCUUCAUAUACUUCUUUGUGGGGAGGCAGAAGAAAAAAAGGUUUGGAGGUUCAAUUAAUGAAGCUUUCAGUAGAGUCUUUAAAGAUGAUGAUACAGAACAGACAACUGACUAUGAUAGAAAUACCUCAGUUACAAGCAUAAAAUAA
Molecule: messenger RNA, 951 nt
Organism: Bombina bombina (fire-bellied toad)
Lineage: Eukaryota; Metazoa; Chordata; Amphibia; Anura; Bombinatoridae
Product: proto-oncogene Mas-like
Exons: 1
Coding region: 1-951 (316 amino acids)
Biological process (GO): G protein-coupled receptor signaling pathway
Cellular component (GO): membrane
Molecular function (GO): G protein-coupled receptor activity
Source: RefSeq, a predicted model, not a curated record